Rubroshorea leprosula is the source of this 782-nucleotide messenger RNA. Lineage: Eukaryota; Viridiplantae; Streptophyta; Magnoliopsida; Malvales; Dipterocarpaceae. The record is from the annotation of a GenBank genome assembly.
ACAGUAACGGUGAACUGGUACCGUUGGAACAGUGGCAUCUAAGCUGUGAUGUUGCUACCACAAAACAACAAAAUGGUGCAGCAAGAAGCCUCAUUUAUGGGACAGAAUGCGCAGCAAUAAAGCUGCUUCAAUGGUGGAAAGAAAGAUGCAGCAACAUGUUAGUGGAAAUAUGAGAGAGUUGGAGAACAAUUUCUCCUCUCCUCCCGGUUAGGUGAAUGUCUCUGCCCCUUCCAAGUUUAUGUUCUAUACCAUGUUCUAAGUUCUACCCUUCGCCUACUCUCCUCCAAGUCCUCUCUCAACCCCUUCUUCUUACCUCAAAAAUCUAAUAGGUACAAUCUUCAAUACACCAAAUCAUCAUUAAGAUACUCUUUCCUUAAUGGUUGUUCAUGGCUCCACCCCACUGUGACCUGGAAUUCUUCAAUGCAACAAAUUAACAGUUGUUACUAAUAUUUCUCUUGCACAUAUCUAAGACCAUAACUUUGGCAGGUACGCAACACAAAACGCAAGCCACAGUAGUUACCUUAAGGUAAAACAAGAACAGCAAUUUUUUCAUUGGAUAAAAGGAAAGAUGGGUCUGCAGGUGUUAUCUUUUGUAGAAAUCCAGCUAGAAGUUUAAGGGAUGCAUGUAAUUUCAAAAGGAGUUUAAAGCUGGGAUGUGUGAGAUGAGAACGGGAAGACUUAUCUGUUGAUGUGGGGAUUUCAAGAUUAAGGAAGCAUAUUUGUAUUUUGGAUGUAAAGAUUGAAGUACCUUUGUACUCCUUUAAUAAUAAUUAUAAUUUGUU